GGACAUCUGACAGACACUUUCUCUCUCCUCUCUCUUCGUGCUUUUCUUUUGUGCGCCACCGCGAGCCGAUAAUGGUCAAAGACUCUAUUCCAUUCCACUGAGCCCAAAUCCACCACCGGUCCAUCUGUGUGUGUUUUCGUGUGUGAGAGAGAAGAAAGGUAGAGAGAGAGUUGAAGGUUUAAAGCAAAGAAGACGAGGAGAGCACGUACUGUUGUGUCGCUAACAAAACCUAAAUUGUUGAUAAACAGACAUAAUCUUAGUUCUUCUCAAUUGAGUCUGGAUUCUCGAAAAUGAAUAUGAUAUCAACAAGCAAGGGUGUAAUGGACACAAACGUCUUAGAUGAUAUAAUUCGAAGGCUUUUAGACGGGAAAGGAGGUAAACAGGUUCAGCUCUCCGAAGGUGAGAUCCGUCAGCUCUGCGUCAACUCUCGACAAAUCUUCCUUUCUCAGCCUAUUCUUCUCGAGCUUCAUGCGCCCAUCCUCAUCUGCGGCGACAUACAUGGACAAUACCAUGACCUGUUAAGGGUUUUCGAGCAUGGGGGUUAUCCACCCUCUGCUAAUUACCUCUUCCUGGGAGACUAUGUUGAUCGGGGAAGACAUAGUUUAGAAACCAUAUGUUUGUUAUUGGCUUACAAGAUUAAGUAUCCGGAUAAGGUAUUUCUCUUAAGAGGAAACCAUGAAGAUGCAAAGAUUAACAGGAUAUAUGGUUUCUAUGAUGAGUGCAAGAGGAGAUUUAAUGUUAGACUUUGGAAAAUAUUUACAGACUGUUUUAAUUGUUUACCUGUUGCUGCUCUUAUUGAUGAGAAGAUAUUCUGUAUGCAUGGUGGCCUUUCUCCUGAAUUGGUGAAUUUGAAUCAAAUUAAGGAUAUUCAAAGACCAACAGAUGUUCCUGAAAAUGGUCUUCUCUGUGAUCUUCUAUGGUCCGAUCCUGAUCAGAAAAUCAGAGGUUGGUCGGAUAGUGAUCGCGGGGUUUCUUGUAAGUUUGGUCCUGACAGAGUGAUCGACUUUCUAGACAAGAAUGAUCUCGAUCUUAUUUGUCGCGGUCAUCAGGUGGUUGAGGAUGGGUAUGAAUUCUUUGCGAAAAGAAGAUUAGUGACAAUAUUUUCGGCUCCAAACUACGGUGGGGAAUUUGACAAUGCGGGUGCACUAUUGAGUGUGGAUAAAUCACUUGUUUGUUCUUUUGAUAUAAUAAAACCGGCUGAGUAUAAACCAACCAGCAGUUCUAAAAUGGUCCUUAAGAAGCCGCCUAAACUAGGAAAGUUCUAACCCUAAAGAGAAGGAGAGCAGUUGAUGAAGUCUGUUAGUUCGUUCACACCACAACAAAGAAGAAGACAAAUGCUACUGCUGCUGCUUCUUCUUCUUCAAGAUGAUUCGACAUUGAAGAAGGAUCAGCAACAGAGGGUGAAUCUUAUGUGCAGGAACUGAGGAGGAGGUGUUCCAACCUCUUCUUUUUCUUUUCUAUUUUUCAUUUCAAUCUGAAUCUGCCCCAAUCUUAUUAAUUUACAAUACAAAUAGAAAAUAUUUGGACUAGUUUUUGGAUGGUUUA
Impatiens glandulifera is the source of this 1545-nucleotide messenger RNA. RefSeq names its product serine/threonine-protein phosphatase PP1-like. The coding region runs from base 291 to 1265 and encodes 324 amino acids. Lineage: Eukaryota; Viridiplantae; Streptophyta; Magnoliopsida; Ericales; Balsaminaceae. The record is from RefSeq and is a predicted model, not a curated record. The transcript has 4 exons. Gene Ontology annotation, molecular function: protein serine/threonine phosphatase activity. Gene Ontology annotation, cellular component: cytoplasm; nucleus.